Messenger RNA from Entrophospora sp. SA101, 168 nucleotides. The record is from the annotation of a GenBank genome assembly. NCBI's taxonomy places the organism in Eukaryota, Fungi, Glomeromycota, Glomeromycetes, Entrophosporales, Entrophosporaceae.
AUGCCAGAAGGGGGGUUUUGGGACAAAACCUCCAUGGCGGCAUUCGUGUGCCUAGCCGCUCUGGAAGGUCAAAAAGAUAUCAGUUUUUUGAAAGCCUCAUUUUGGUUCGAUUUUGUAUUUACAUAUCAGAAAACACCUGUAGAGGCUAUAGAUUUCUUAAUUAUUUAA